Molecule: messenger RNA, 924 nt
Organism: Aphanomyces astaci
Lineage: Eukaryota; Oomycota; Saprolegniomycetes; Saprolegniales; Verrucalvaceae
Exons: 1
Coding region: 164-760 (198 amino acids)
Source: RefSeq, a predicted model, not a curated record
AGCGGUAAACUUGGUUUAAGUAUACUGGUCAAACCUGGUCGCACUAUCUGCAAAUUACUAUUGGUACCGACCAACUGGAUGUCGUCACCACCUGGCACCGCCAGCCUGCCAGCCAAACCUCGGUGGUCGCAUUUGUCAAUUGUCUGAAGUACUCCAUAGUACCAUGGGCUGUUACCAGUCGUCCGCAGUGCCAACCCUCGCAACCAUACUAGGCCACAAGCCACACGCAACGCUGCAACCAUCCAUGAGCACGACGUCAGACGUACCCAGACUCCGCCAGUCGACUUCGUUCCAGCGCAUGCCACUGGCGCGAGUAAAGUACCCGUGCCAAACCAGCACGUGGAUCAGAGGCAACCCCGUCGCCGUCGAGUGGUCCGUACUCGAUCCGUCCGCGGUGUACGUCAAGAUCGAGCUGUGCCACGUCGACUCGACCGCCACCACACUCGUCACAGCCUCGGCUCCCAACACAGGGUGCUUCGUCUACUCCAAAGUGCCAUGGGGACUGAUCGGCGACGGCUUCUACAUCCGCAUCGUCGAGCUCGUCCCAGAAGCAUCGGCGUCACAACAAGCAACGGCGCCUCGAGAAACGCUGAGUGAUGUGUUCCGUGUCGGCAACUCCAGGUGGCCAGACACUGCGAGCGAAGGAUCGCUCACGCCCGUGAGUGUCCGCGGGUCGUCGAUUCGGUCGCCGUCCCCCAUGUCGUCGAGAUGGCACACCGAGCACCAGCCGUCAUUUCGACCGGCGGCAAGCUGCUACUGACGCCAGUCAGAAAUACCAUCCAAGUUAGGUAGAAGAUAAUUGUUAUUUAUGUCCGCGCGUGCCCUAGAAGGUGAACAACAUCGAAUGGUUGUGAUCCUUGCAAUAACUACAUAGUAUUGUAACGGUUAGGGUUUCAUUUGGUAUUAGUACAGUCACAGUAUCCC